Molecule: messenger RNA, 1383 nt
Organism: Capsicum annuum
Lineage: Eukaryota; Viridiplantae; Streptophyta; Magnoliopsida; Solanales; Solanaceae
Product: ATP synthase subunit alpha, chloroplastic
Exons: 5
Biological process (GO): proton motive force-driven ATP synthesis
Molecular function (GO): ATP binding; proton-transporting ATP synthase activity, rotational mechanism; ADP binding
Source: RefSeq, a predicted model, not a curated record
AUGGCGUCACUUGCGAAGGGAAUAAAUCUUAGGGCUCAAAGAAGUCCUCUCAUCUUGAGGAGCUUGCCAUUGUGGAGAGAGAAUGGAUAUGCCAAUUACUACUCUGCAUAUCUGAUGUGUGCUUCAGAGUAUUGGAAUGCUGAUCAGAGGCGGGCGACGGUAGAAGGAGAAGCUAUUAAUGCCAUAUCUAGUGGUUCUGACAUUCCCGCUACUACAAUUGGAGUUGACGGUCCUAGUUCUGUUAGAGUAAGAGCUCUUUCUGGAAUAACCAGUGCUAGUUACUUAACUGUUGGAGGAGAAAGCACUCAAAGUCUCAUCAGGAAGGCCUUGUAUGGACUAAAACAAGCAAACUCCGGCUCGAAAUCAAGGGGAAGAAUUGCUCAGAUACCCGUAAGUGAGGCUUAUUUAGGUUGUGUUGUAAAUGCCCUGGCUAAACCAAUUGAUGGUAGAGGUGAAAUUUUAGAUUCUGAAUUUCGAUUAAUUGAAUCUUCCACCCUGGGUAUUAUUUCACGUCGUUCUGUAUAUGAGCCUCUUCAAACUAGGCUUAUUACUAUUGAUUCAAUGAUCGCUAUAGGACGUGGUCAGUGAGAAUUCAUUAUUGGGGACAGACAGACCGGUAAAACAGUAGUAGCCACAGACACCAUUCUCAAUCAACAAGGUCAAAAUGAUUUAUAUGUUUAUGUAGCUAUUGGGCAAAAAGCGUCUUCUGUGGCCCAGGUAGUAACGACUUUACAGGAAAGGAAAGCGAUGGAAUACACUAUUGUGGUAGCCAAAACGGCGGAUUCCCCUGCUACAUUACAAUACCUUGCUCCUUAUACAGGAGCAGCUCUGGCUGAAUAUUUUUUGUAUCGUGAAUGACACACUUUAAUCAUUUAUGAUGAUCUCUCCAAACAAGCGCAAGCUUAUCGCCAAAUGUCUCUUCUAUUACGAAGACCGCCCGGUCGUGAAGCUUAUCCAGGAGAUGUUUUUUAUUUGCAUUCACGCCUUUUGGAAAGAGCCGCUAAAUUUAGUUCGAGUUUAGGUGAAGGAAGUAUGACCUCCGUACCAAUAUUUGAAACUCAAUCGGGAGAUGUUUCGGCUUAUAUUCCUACUAAUGUAAUUUCCAUUACUGAUGAACAAAUCUUCUUAUCCGCCAACCUAUUCAAUUCUGGAAUCAGACCUGCUAUUAAUAUGGGUAUCUCCCUUUCCAGAGUGGGGUCUGCAGCUCAAAUAAAAGCCAUAAAACAAGUAGCUAGUAAAUGAAAAUUCUAACUAGCGCAAUUCGCAGAAUUCGAAGCCUUUGCUCGAGUUUCAACGACAUCCCUAGUUGUACUGAUCUAUCUGGCAGUUCACUACACGCCAAAUAAUUCUUUGCUAUUUCCUCUUUCUUUGAGAAAAGUGUAA